UCCUCCUUCCCGAAUUCUGCAAAGCGGCACCUGUCUCCUCAGGGAGCGGCCGACUGCGGGCGCUGAGUACAUGUUCCGGGUGGCUCAGCCCAACCCGAGCAGACCUCCGGCCGCCAGAAAGAGCUGGCAUUUUAGUAAGACUAUGGAGGAGCUAGUUCAUGAUCUAGUCUCUGCACUGGAAGAAAGUUCAGAGCAAGCAAGAGGUGGCUUUGCAGAUACGGGUGAUCAUUCUCGCAGCAUCUCAUGUCUUCUAAAACGCCAGGCUCGAAAGAGAAGGGGAAGGAAAAGACGUUCGUUUAAUUCGCAUCAUCCCUGGGAGACUGGACAUUGUUUAAGUGAAGGUUCUGAUUCCAGCCUUGAAGAGCCAAACAAGGAUUAUAGAGAGAACUAUGCUGCUAAUAAGAAAGACCACAGUGAUUCUGAUGACCAAGUGAUGGUUGCAAAACGCAGACCAAAUUCAAAUUUAAAUAACCUAAGAGGCAAAAGACCUCUGUGGCAUGAACCCGAUCUAGCUGUUGACAAUGUAGGUAAUAGGACUCUGCGUAGACGUCGAAAGGUGAAACGAAUGGCAAUUGAUCUACCUUCUGAAGUAACAAACAAAAUUAUGUUGUCCCAACAAGGCAAUAUUAAGGACCAGGAAAUGGACAAUGACAACAAAUCUUGCUCCCAUCAAGAACUAUCAAAGAGUAAAGUUAAAAAAAGAAAGCUUGCAGCAAAUAGGCAAGGCCCAGACAUUUUGGAUGAAGGCGUGGUCAUAGAGAAUGAUGAAAUCAAUCCUGUGAACAAGGAUAAAAUGGAGUAUGAAGAGCAAAAAGGCUCAGAUGAAAACAUGAGCGACAGUGAAUCCAGCAGCCUCAGCAGUAGUGAUGCUGGUUUGUUUACCAAUGAUGAGGGAAGACAAGGAGAUGAUGAGCAAAGUGACUGGUUCCAUGAAAGUGAACCUGGCGGUGCCUGUGGCAUUACUGGAAUUAUUCCUUGGUGGGAAAAGGAAGAUUCAACAGGACUGGAGAAAGAAAUGCCUGACCCCAUCUUUGAAAGUAUUUUAGCAGGCAGCUUCCCACUUAUGUCACAUUCAGGCAGGAGAGAUUUCCAGACAAGGCUUAGUCAUCUUCAUGGAAUGCCGGCAAGAAACAUCAAAAAGGUAACAGGAAACACAACUGCAAUGAUUACUACAACAGGCUCAUGUAGUAACAAAAAAGCCGUGCUUUUAUCCCAAGAAUUCCAUCACCAUGACCAUUGGUUUAGCCCUGCGGCUAGAAAAGAACAUAGCCAGCUUCAACUAUUACGAGAUAACCGAUCAGAAAGAGGACACAAGAAGAACAGUUCAGUAAAAACAGCCAGCAGACAGACAAGCGUCCAUUUAGGAUCCUUAUGUAUGGGUGAUAUCAAACGAAGAAGAAAAGCAGCACCAUUGCCAGGACCUGCUGGGUUUGUUGGUGAAAACGCUCAGCCAAUCUCAGACAGCAACAUUGGGAAUCGGAUGCUCCAAAGCAUGGGCUGGACACCUGGCACAGGCCUUGGGCCAGAUGGCAAAGGGAUAGCCGAACCAAUCCGGGCAAUUCAGAGGCCAAAGGGACUUGGACUUGGAUUCAGCUGACAGAAAGAGAUUCCAGUUGCUGGUUCAGACAUCAACAAAACUAACUUGAACUUUGAAUAUCUGAAAACAUUCUAAUUUGUUGCCAAGACAUCCAGUGAUUCUUACUGUAAUUUUUUCAUAGAGAUGCUUCAUUGUUUUCUGUUAAAGCUGUGUGGGGCCAGUCUUUAGGGCAGUCCUAAUCUUUGAAUCCUGAGUGUGUAAUAAUGAUCAUCUUUUAAAUUGUACCUUUUUUUUAAAAUUUUCUGUGGUAUUAAUUAGUUAUGUUGUCAAAGAUUCAAAGAAAUGGUUAAAUUCUCCUCCCAUUUUUUAAAAGCCUUGCCAACACCGUACAUAAACCCAUUAUCCCUUGCUGGUUUAACAUAGGUCUUUUACUCUGGAAAGCUGCUUAGUUACUAAGGCGUCUUGUCUGGGAAGUAUUUUGCUGUGUUUCUCACAUUCAUUCCAAACAAUUGUAGUGGGUAGUACAAAAGAAAGCCUGGCUACAAAAAAUUUUUUGUAGUAAGAGGCAAAAAUAGAAUAGGAAAAGAAAUCAGAGUUUACCUUUUGAAUUGAGAUGCGCAAAAUGCUUUGAGCUAAACACAGCAUAUGGGGUUAGAUGGGGUUAACAGUGUCAUUUUUUACAUGGGUGUGAUAAAUGUAAUGAAUGUUAACAGGGUAAGGGGUUUCAAUUGCUCUGUGGCAUGGACUAUUUUUGUGCUAUAUAUAUCUGUCUCUCCACAGAUGCCCCCAAUCCGUAGUCCAAAACAUUAGGGGCAAAGCCUAAAUUAAAUUGUGUGUAUAUAAUUAAAUUAAUUACAUACAAGUAAUAUGAUCUUUUAUAUUUCUCAUCUUUGGGCACGAUAAUUGUGAUUGCAACAGGUGCUACAUCAAAUUUUGGGGGUCACAUUUAGCCCUGGAGCCUCAGGUGAUGCACCCUUGUUUUUAAAAUAUUGCCAUAUGACUCUAUAUAGCCUUGAUUCAUUGGGUCUUCUAAAUGGUUCAGUAUUGUUAUAUGCAAUCUCUCUAGAUCAGCGUACAUUGCAUCUUGCUUCAAAAUGUGCAAUUUUGCACGAGAAAUGCAAAAUGACAAAUGAUGAAUUUGUCUUCCAACAUUUGCAGCAGGUAACUCAAUUCUCUUUUUUUAUUUACACGCCCUCCAAGUUCAAUAUUAACCUUUUUUUUUUAACUUUCCUUUCUGGUGUCUUAGCUUGUAUUCUUUUUAAAAUAAAAAUUUAAACCUACUGUCACCUUUUACCAUAUCACUGUGACUGUCUAACUUGAGGGGAUGGAUUUAAAAUGGGACCAUGUUAACUAGAUUCCAUCCAUGGUAGUUUGGGGAAUAUUUCUGUAAUUGACAAAUGGUGCCUGCUAGUGAGAAGGAAGGCUUCCCGGGCACAAUUUUUUUUAAAAAUGGCAAAGGGAAUAGUAAAACAGACAGCCUUUUGAUAAGAUUAACAAUAUUAUACUUAAUCUUUGGACUUGUCAUUGUGCUGACAUCUCAAAUUCAUUAAAGAGGACUUCCAUCAAUGCAUUAAUGAUGUGUUCUAAUUAUUAUGCUAGAAU
This is a messenger RNA of Protobothrops mucrosquamatus (brown spotted pit viper), 3139 nucleotides long. It is a transcript of the gene GPATCH2, whose product is annotated as G-patch domain containing 2. The transcript is spliced from 10 exons. The record is from RefSeq and is a predicted model, not a curated record. Lineage: Eukaryota; Metazoa; Chordata; Lepidosauria; Squamata; Viperidae. The coding region runs from base 71 to 1597 and encodes 508 amino acids. Gene Ontology annotation, molecular function: nucleic acid binding.